UAGCCCCGGGUUAACCCAAGCCAUGUGAGGGAAAUUAGGAAGACGGCGCACUGUGGUGGCCAUUGGAUGUUGGAUGAUGUUUGUCUGGCAGAGCGCUGACCCUAAUUGAGUUUGCGUAGCUCAAAGAGAGCAUUAAAUACUCCAGGACACACCGAAAAACAUUUACAUAAUAGGAGAUACUACUCUCACUUUUACAAUCUUAUCUCACUAACAGGCUUCAAUAUCUGCCUUAACUGGAAAUGUUGAUUCAUCAACCAGGAUUAUCAGACAUGGGGUACCCCAGGGUUCUGUUUUGGGCCCACUCUUAUUUGCGUUCUUAAUGCAUAAUGGGCUGUGUUUCAUACUAUAAAAUAUAUGCGUUUUUGUUUUGUUGAAAUUAGUUGUUGAUUUUUUAUCAGAUAUGAAAUAGAUAAUAUGGCAUCUCAGGCUGAAACACCAGCACUAUCAAGUGGCUCUGUCAUAACGAUUAGCAGAUCAAAAGAUUGCGAUACAAGAGAGUUACUCAAAACGACUUAUGGAGCAAUAAAGACAAGACUUUGUGAAAUAACAGAAGAGUUGAAAAUGAGAAGGCGAAGUGAUCAGGAGAACGAAGCUCGUGUGAAUCAGCUGAUUACAGAAAAGUUUGAAAUCAAAAGAACUAAGGAUGAAGAAAUUAGUUCUCUUUCUAAAGCUGUGGAUGAUUUGAAACAAGAAAAGAUGCAGCUACAAAAAGAGUUUGACGAAAAGAUGAAAAUGCAUGAAGAAGACAAAGCGGCCCAAAAUAUUUCCAUCAACUCAAGUUCGAAAGGUAUAAAAUCUUUGAAAGACGAAAUACUAGCAUUGCAGCUUGGAAAGUACAAUCUAGAAAAGAAACUGAAAGACCAGGAAUAUCAGCUUCAGUAUGAAGUCAGAAGUAAAGAAGAAACAGGUAAAAAGAUUUCUGAGUUGCAAACCACAGUAAAAGAUUUUCAACAUCACUGCCAAGACAUGCAAACGAGGCUGGAUUAUCUCUCCAAUUUAGUUAUUAAGACAGAACAGAUGCAUCAGAAGUUAAUUGGGGUAAACGAGCAUCACAAAUGUGUAAUGAGAAAUUACCAGACAAUGCUGAGUGAAACGCAGAAUGAGUUAAUUCUUGCUAAAGCGGAAGUUGUAGCUUUGAAAGAAAGAAAAGUUGUUAUCGAGUCAGAAGAAGUCUUUCCCAAGAGUGGUGAUGAUGAAAAACCAGUAGUAAGAGAAUUACAUGCGUUGCACAAGCAACUUGAAACAGAUUUAAAUGCUGCUAGAGAACAAAAAAAUUUUUUAAUGACCUCAUUGGCUGAGUCAAAUCACAUGUUAUCAACUGUCCAAUCCAAAUUAAAUGACGCCCAUCAGUUAAAUUCAUCGUUUCAACUCCAGAUCGACGAUUUAAAUAUGGAGACAGAGGAACUGAGAACUACUUUAAAAAUCAGAGAUGAAGAUUUGGAAAGUUUAAAAACGAAACUUGGACAACAUGAAGAAGAAGGAGUUAAAAUGAAGACCAGAUUUAAUGAGAAAAUACGAUCCCUUGAAUCAGAAAACUCUGCUUUGGAAACGUCUAUUGAAAUGGCAGAGAAAAAAAAUCGUGAGCAAAUAGACGAAUACAAUAAAAAGAUUCUACAGAUGGAAUUUGCUGUCAAUAACAAAGUAUGUAAGUCAGCUGAAGUAUGUACACUGAACACUGAUUAUCCCGCAGUUGGUCUGGCACAGAAUGAUAUCUCGCAUGCAAUCGUCUCCCAACAAAAUCAGUUUUCGGGGAGAGAAAGUCUUUCUCAGAAAGAAAAUGCGUCAUCGGGAGGAGAUUCUCACAAGAAAAAUAUUUCCGAAAAAGGUGACGUGCUCCCGCAAGAGGAAAAUGUCACCCAGGAAGAAAACGUUGCGCAGAAUUUUGUGUCGCAUCAGAAAAAUAACUGGCAUUUAGAAAAUUCAUUGCAGGAACGUUCUCACACUAACGUGCAAAGUGAAAAACAAAAAUUAGGCGACGACUCGAGCAAGAAUCUACUUUCUGAAAUUAAACACAUCCAAGAAGAAGAGCACGGUCUCAGUAUGCUGGACGACGAGGAUGAACAGCUUGCUGACAAAACAACAUAUGAAAGUAAAGUCAUUCUUAAAAACACGACUGAAACAUCUGAAGUAUGCUGUGCCAGCCCUAAUAAGACCGUUGUCUCCACAAACUGUUCGUCUUUAAAACGUAAAUCCAGUACAGAUCAAGAAUUUUCAAACGCUCUUAAAUAUAAACACGUUGAUGAAGGGCUUACUAUAACAGGUGAAGUUUCACAAGAUAUCAGAAUGUCUGCUCAGGAGUGUAAGAGAGACGUAUAUGAGACAGAAAAUUGGGAAAAGUUUUUAUGUGUAGAAGACAGAGAAGUUAACAAAGAAGAUAUAUCGCAGGAUGCAACAGCAAAAGAGCCGGCAGACAAUUGAAAAUUAAAUUUCUCUGUUAAAACAGAGCGUCAUUGGAUGUAGUAAUGAAAUAAGCAAAUUGAAAUUUAAUUUUA
This is a messenger RNA of Hydractinia symbiolongicarpus, 2492 nucleotides long. RefSeq lists its product as uncharacterized. The record is from RefSeq and is a predicted model, not a curated record. Lineage: Eukaryota; Metazoa; Cnidaria; Hydrozoa; Anthoathecata; Hydractiniidae. The transcript is spliced from 12 exons. The coding region runs from base 415 to 2418 and encodes 667 amino acids.